CGCCCUCCACAUAUCCACGAAAAUGCCGCUCGGACCCCCCACCUCCGCAAUCUACCUCCAAAACACCGCGCCGGGUUUCACGGUCGCACCCGGGCGCACCCCGACAUCGGUGACCGUCCACCCGGUCGCUCUCUUCUCGAUUCUCGACCACUUCUUGCGAAGAAAUGACACGCAGGAGCGCGUGAUUGGGACGCUGCUUGGGACGCGCUCGGAGAACGGCGAGGUCGAGGUGCGCUCGUCGUUCGCGGUCCUCCAUAGCGAGACGGAGGAGCAGGUCGCGGUGGACAUGGAGUACCACCGCACGAUGUACGACCUCCACCACAAGGUCAGCCCGAAGGAGGUCAUUGUCGGCUGGUACUCGACCGGAUCGAACCUGAACACAUACUCGGCGCUCAUCCAAAACUUCUACACGCAAGAGACCACGCCGCACCAAGCUAUCCACCUAGCCGUUAACACUGGUGUCGAGGAAGGACAACAGGCUGGUGUCAAGGCUUUCGUAGGAUCGCCCGUUGGUGUUAACCCGAAGCCCGAGAACUGUGUAUUUGUACCGAUUCCUUGCGAGCUCCGUUUCAACGACGCCGAGCGCAGUGGUCUCGACCUCCUCACCUCCAUCCCCGCAAACCCCGCCAAUGCCACCUUCACCAACCCCGCAAGCGACCUCGAGCUCCUCGAGCGUUCCCUCCAGGAAGUAUCCGACAUGCUUGACCGCGUCCUCGCGUAUGUGCAGUCCGUCCUGUCCGGUGCGGUGAAAGGGGAUGCCGCCGUUGGGCGGUACCUCAUGGACGCGCUGGGACCGAGCACGGAGGACCUCGAAAAGGGCGAGUUCAACUCGCACCUCCAGGAUACCCUCAUGGUCUCCUACCUCGCGAACCUCGUCCGUUCGCAAGCAGAAGUAUCGGCGCGGCUCGCGCUGGUGAGGGCGUCAUAG
This is a messenger RNA of Trametes versicolor FP-101664 SS1, 928 nucleotides long. Its product is annotated as Mov34-domain-containing protein. Gene Ontology annotation, biological process: translational initiation. Gene Ontology annotation, cellular component: eukaryotic translation initiation factor 3 complex, eIF3m. Gene Ontology annotation, molecular function: translation initiation factor activity; metallopeptidase activity; translation initiation factor binding. The record is from RefSeq and is a predicted model, not a curated record. The transcript has 6 exons. The coding region runs from base 23 to 928 and encodes 301 amino acids. Lineage: Eukaryota; Fungi; Basidiomycota; Agaricomycetes; Polyporales; Polyporaceae.